UUCCUGGUGCGUUUGUAUUGCUGCCUGCGUGCUGCUCAAUGCGGAAGACAAACAGGGUACAGACUUUCUGAUAAACUGAGAUACCAGACCUGAAGAAACUUUCCAAGGAGUUUGAUUGAGCCCGGAAGUGUUUGACUCGUCAGGUCAAAAAUCCCAACAAUGUGGCCAAAUCAAGGUCCUACCCCUCCAGUUGGCACACCAAACCCUGCCUACCCUCCUGGCUACAACCCUGCAUAUCAUGUUGCACCUCCAUCAGGACUCUUCCCCCAACCUCCACAUGGGCAAUUCCCGGCUGGACAAUUCCCGGCUGGACAAUUCCCGGCUGGACAAUUCCCAGCUGGGCAAUACCCGGCUGCGCCAUACCCCGCUGGCAUGAACCCAGCCAUGGGACCACAUGUUCCUCCAGGGGCUAUGCCUUAUAGGGCUCCGGGACCUAAUCCUUAUCCUAUGGCUCCAGGUGGAUAUCCACUAGUCCCUCCUGCCGGUGCUCACCCAGGUCCGUACCCGCAUUCUCCAAAAGGGUGUCACCAAAAAGGCCAUAAAGACCACAAAGGCAAUAAAGACCACAAGGGCCACAAAGGGCACGACAAAGGUCAUCAUCAUGGAGGGCUCAAUCCCAUAGCUGGAGCAUGCGUCGGAGGAUUGGUUGGAGUAGGAAUGGGGUUGGCUGGACAUAAAGGCCACAAAAAGGUGAAAAAGAUGAAGAAAGCACAUAAGGGAAACAAACAUGGCAAGUCCUCCAGCAGCAGCAGUAGCAGCAGCAGCAGCAGCAGCAGCAGCAGUGACUAAAAGGAAGGCCACCAGGCAUUCUCAGAAACGUUGCAUUACAAAAGUGCAACCGUAUUAAUAAAAUAAACACACUAAAGUCAUACUUAUCACUUUAAACAGGACAUACAAAUUGAAAAUGAAAUUCAAUAAAGGUAGAAAAAAACGUUUUUAUCACAUAUCUGGCUAGAAAUCCAGUGUUGCUGUUAACAUUUUCACAGCAUUUUGUGUUUGCAUUCCAUCAUGUCUCCAGUUUUUUUAGUUUUUGUAAAAUGUUCCCUUACAAGUACAUUAGUGUCCAAACCUAUUACAAUGAUUUGAAGAGGGGCUGCACCAUUGGUUUAUGAUAAUAUCUAACAUUGUGAUUUAGUAAAUGAAAAUAUGUAUAUUUUGCUUUUUUUCCUCUUUUUUUUUCUAAUGAAGUUUAACCUUGAGGUGAAGAAUGAGACAGAUAUUUAAUGUCUUUAUUUAGGCCAACUUUAUGCUAAUUGUGUUCACUGCUACACGUAACUGUGUUAUUCAGCAUUGCUUUGUAUCUGCAUUAAUUCUUAUUACAAAUAGAGGGUCUUACAUUUAAUAAAUACUUAUAAAUACAAA
Molecule: messenger RNA, 1362 nt
Organism: Pseudoliparis swirei
Lineage: Eukaryota; Metazoa; Chordata; Actinopteri; Perciformes; Liparidae
Gene: prr13
Product: proline rich 13
Exons: 4
Coding region: 160-789 (209 amino acids)
Source: RefSeq, a predicted model, not a curated record